CAACAACAAACAGUGUUCAGGCAUAUAUUGACUUCCACUCCGUAUUAUCGGCUUUCGACGCUACUCAUGGCCAAUUUUAGGUCUGUUUACAUACUCGGAAUCAUUCUAUAAUCUGAAUACUCGCUCAACUCAAUACUGGGACGACUCAACGACGUCUUUCCGCUUAUUUGAGAGGCCGGUCGAAAGUCCUAGAGUCGACGAGUGAAGAUGGCAACCCAUGUGCCAGACUCUGGACCGUUGGAUGUUUACUUCCGGGAUGAGCUCGAGGGCCAGAAGCAACUAAGCGAGACUUUGGGGGGCGAGCUAGAAGCUGGUACCGAGGGUCAAACGUGCUUGAGUCUUAGAAAUACACAGGUUGAAAGCCAAGCGACGCCUACGAAGUACCGUCAGCAACCUAGCGCUCUCUCCCUAUCUGGCAUCUGUGAACAAUCGCAGGCACCAGAAGACACGUUUGCUGAGCAAUUUAAAUAUAGGAUCUGCUCCUCCGGGUUACUAGAGAAAGACUAUGUGCCGGGUCUAAGCGGUGUAUCAGGUGCCGAUGCAGAACCGAUAAAACCAGAUUGGCCAGGACAGAUGAGGAAGUGGAUGAUAAAAUGGAAAGGAAGAUGGGAUGUCCUUGCCGCUGGCGCAUGUCUGUUGGUCGGUUUGGUGAUGAGGUUAGGUGUGGUGAAGUUUGCGGGGUUAUUAUUAGUUCUUGCUCUGGUUGCGGGAAAUUAUGUUUGGUAUCUCAGGACCCCAACUCUAUCACCAUGCCUUCCCACGAACUCCACAGAAAGUCCAAAAGACCAAACCCUCUCAUCAUUAACAACCUUCCUUGCUCAGUCCGAUUCUCUCAAUGCCACCAUGAUGUCAUCUCUCGAGAUACUUCAACCUAAUUCGGAGACUGGGGACAAUUCUCACGAGCUUCGCUUAGCCCUUCAUCGUCUCACCGACAACAUGACAGAUCACAUCGCAACAGCAACGUCGACUCUAUUAAAGAUGACAGACCGAAACAAACUCGGGGUUUUGGGAGAGAUGUACGAUAUUCCCGUCGUCGGAAGCUCUUUUUACUCAAGAAGGAGGGCAAAUGAGUCAUUUUCGAGCGAUGGCGAGCAAGCGGAUCAGACAGUACCCUCACCCCGCCGUACCCCUGUACGACCUUUGUCAACUCCUUCUCCCAGCAGAAUCCCUCAGGCUGGCUCAUUACGGCGAUACGGCCAUUCUGGUCGUUCUCAACACAUGUCUAUCAUGUCUAUGCCUGACCCAAAUGACCGUUUCACUCAGAUCCCAGAACGGACCCCACGACUCUCAAAGCGAGCCAGCCAGGAACGUGCAACGUCCAGAAAGUCUUGGAAUCCAGAAAAUAUACACCAUGAAAGGAGAAUCAUGGAAGCCGAUGAGAAGGCGGAUAAUAGCUUCGUCUCUGCCCAAUCGAGCGAAGAAGGUGAUAAAACUUUGGUGCAAGCUUUGCGGGGUAGUCUUUCUCCUGAUCCCAAUACGUCCCCAGAGUUAAGCAUGAGCACCCCUACAACGCCUGUAACCCCGAUCACCAAACGCCGGCCGAUCUCCACAUCUUUCAAACACAUCCCGUCCCCUCUCUCAAGACGCUUGUCUCAAGUCAGUGAGACCGGCCUGAUACCCCUCCGAACAGCUCCUCUCGCCUAUCGUUCCCGAACCAACAGCUCUUCCCUCCUCCCUUCUCCUUUUGAAACCGACUUCCCUUCGUCUCCUAUCCGUCCGACAGAAUUUUCUGCUCGAGUUCUUGGGUCAUCCGAUGAUGACCCAGGGCGAAAAAGGCGAAGUUUACAGAACAUGCCGUAUUAUCCUUCUUCAGAAAAUGAUCAUCUGUCAGGAGCCGACCUAACGCGAACCAGAAGUAUGCCUAUAUCAGAUCUUCAGACUCUGAGAUCAGCACAAUCGACAGGCUCACGCCCAAGACGAUCAUCUGUUAAUAGAGACUUGACAUCAGCCGGUCUUGGUCUUGGUCUACCAAACAUUUUCCUUCCUGACAAGCGCUCUUCCUUUGCUUCUGUGUCAUCUCCUCUAUCAAGAACAGCAAUAAAGAGGAUUAAUUCGGUCUCGCCGCUUACAACUCCUGCGCUUACAGCAUCGUCUUUGGGUAUUCACCUCAAAAGACGGCGGAUGGCGUGCUGCCUUCUGGGAUUGAGGUUCGAGGAGUCGAACAAUAUGUACUGGGAAGAAAUCAGCAGCACCCUAAAGGAACUGUCGAGAAAGAUAAAGGAGGAGCGCGAAGUCGUGGAAGAUGUCUUGAGGAAGGUCAGAAAGAAUAUGGCCAUCAAAGAGGCGCUAGAUGAUUUGGUCGGUGGACACUCUGGUUUCUCCGAUAUGGGCAUAUCAACCGUCGAAGCCACCUUCCCUUUCCCGACAAUUCUUAAUGAUCAGCAGAGGGAUUUCGCUCCCAAGACAAGCGACCAACAGCUACUUGUGGAACAUAUUGAUAAGAUGACAUCGAGUAUGGUGAAGGCAUGGGGUGAGCUCGCUAACUUACGGUCCACACUGGGAAGAGAGGGCGAAGGAGAAACGUCGGAGAGGUGGGCUAAAGUCAGAAAAAGUCUAGGCGAGGUCAUCAGGGAGUGGGAGAGAGGGAGAGAGGUGUCCAGCCGGAUGGACGAGCGUGGUCAAGAAGAGGCAUUGGGAAAUGACGAAGUCGAGGAGGAGAGCGACGAGGUGCAGGAACCGAAAAUGCCUGACUUCCUGCGCGCAUGGGAAGAUACGUCCACAUCUCGAAGCACAUCGCUCGAAACAGAUCGUCAGUCCUUUAUCAACAAAGUCCACCUCGCCGAACAUCUCUCUACUUCACCGCACCAUGACGAUUCAUCCGUAGUUCUCGACCAAUUGCCCCCUCCAGGAAAAGAUACUGUCUUCGAGUCAGUGUCGGCACCAUUACCUCGAGCCAAGGCUAUUCUUAAUGGCAUGACAAGGGAAGAAAGGAUCAAGCUAAUGAGGGAGGUGAGGGAGAAGGGCGUGAAUAUUGAAGAUCUCUUGGGAGUGGCUGAAAUGAGAAAGGACGAAGAUGCGAGAAAAAGGGGCGGUGAAUUAGUCAGCGAGCUUGAGAGAGUCAUUGAUGUCAUCAGGAAAAUGAAGGAGCCUGAAUUCGAAGGAGAAUACAAGAAGACAGUAAAAACUGAUGCUCAAACCGAACAGCCUUCUUUGGCAUCAUCUUCCCUUAUCUCAUCCAUACUGGCUCCGAUGACUCCCUCUCCAACCCCUUCGUCAGGCCCCCAUCUAUCAAACACACAUUUGCAAUUCGAUCUCGGAGAGUUGAAGAGGAGCUUUAGGUUCCCUGCGGCAGGGGAAGGCGGCAAUGAUCAUGUUUUGGGUUGAUACGUACGCGUUCUGUUCGAUGUUGUUUUAGCUGCAUACAGUAUAUACUCUGAAAACACAAAAGCAUAACACUGCUCAUUUAAGCUCGUUAUGAAUCAACUGUAGCCAG
Cryptococcus deneoformans JEC21 is the source of this 3433-nucleotide messenger RNA. RefSeq names its product expressed protein. The record is from RefSeq and is a predicted model, not a curated record. Bases 208 to 3324 code for a protein of 1038 amino acids. Lineage: Eukaryota; Fungi; Basidiomycota; Tremellomycetes; Tremellales; Cryptococcaceae. The transcript is spliced from 4 exons.